UACAUCCGGGUGACGGCGCAGCGCAGACUCCCUCCCCGCUGCAGCUCACUGCGUUUCCGUAGCCAGGCUGCUACCCGCUGAGCCCUGCUGGCUGCUGGGGAACCGCGCACGGACCAACGACCGCCGAUCCCGAUCGAACAACGCCAAAGCUGGACGCGUAAAUGGCGGAUUAACGCUCGCAGCGGACAGGACCGGGCUCAAUCCGUGUUCGUGACUCAGGGUUUUUUUCCGGGGGAGUGCGCUGGCGACACCCUCCGUAACAUGUGAGAUGUCCCCAGUAAGAUUUUAACUGUGCGUUACUGCAGCUAACUAGCUAGCGGCUACCCCCCCCCCUCCUCCUCCUCUCUAUCACAUUUAUUUAUGGUGACUGGUUCGAUCUGUUUUCUCAACCGUCUCGCGUACCAACCGGAGGAAAAUGAAGAAGUUCAACAUCAGGAAGGUGCUGGACGGCUUGACAGCCUCGUCCUCCUCCGCCGCUCACUCCGGCGGUUCCCGGGAAAGCGACGCCGUGCAGGAGACUCUCCAGUCGGAGCAUUUCCAGCUUUGCAAGACUGUGCGUCAUGGCUUCCCAUAUCAACCAUCCUCAAUGGCUUUUGACCCCGUGCAGAAAAUCUUGGCCAUCGGGACCCAGAACGGAGCUUUGAGGCUCUUUGGCCGCGCUGGUGUGGAGUGCUACUGUCAGCAUGAGAGUGGUGCUGCUAUCAUCCAGCUCCAGUUCCUGAUCAACGAGGGGGCGCUGGUGAGUGCCUUAGCUGAUGACAGCAUCCACCUGUGGAACCUGAGGCAAAAAAUCCCAGCUAUCCUGCAUUCUCUCAAGUUCAGCAGGGAGAGGAUCACAUACUGCCACCUGCCCUUCCAGAGCAAAUGGCUUUACAUCGGCACAGAAAGAGGAAACAUCCACAUUGUCAACGUGGAGUCCUUCACUCUCUCAGGCUACGUCAUCAUGUGGAACAAAGCCAUUGAACUAUCCACGAAGACACACCCAGGGCCUGUCGUGCACAUCAGUGAUAACCCCAUGGAUGAGGGAAAGCUUCUGAUUGGAUUUGAAUGUGGUGUAGUGGUGUUGUGGGAUUUGAAGUGCAAAAAAGCUGACUACCGCUAUACUUAUGAUGAGGCCAUCCACUCAGUCGCCUGGCACCAUGAGGGAAAACAGUUUGUUUGCAGCCACUCCGAUGGCAGUCUGACCACAUGGAAUGUACGAGCCCCAGCCAAGGCUGCACAGAUCAUCACGCCACAUGGAAAGCAGCCUAAGGAUGGAAAAAAACCAGAACCGUGCAAACCUAUUCUGAAGGUGGAGUACAAAACAACGAGGGCUGGGGACCCGUUCAUGGUCCUGUCUGGAGGUCUGUCUUACGAUACAGUGGGGAGGAGAGCCUGUCUGACUGUGAUGCAUGGAAAGAGCACCACUGUCCUGGAGAUGGACUACCCCAUUGUAGAUUUCCUAACGCUGUGUGAAACUCCUUAUCCAAAUGACUUUCAGGAGCCUUAUGCUGUGGUGGUCCUGCUCGAAAAGGAUUUAGUUUUAAUAGACCUCGGACAGAUUGGGUAUCCAAUAUUUGAAAAUCCAUAUCCUCUGACUAUCCAUGAGUCACCAGUGACCUGCUGUGAGUACUUUGCUGACUGCCCUGCUGAACUUAUCCCUGCACUUUACUCCGUCGGCAGUCGGCAAAAGAGACAAGGUUACAGCAAGAAGGAAUGGCCCAUGAAUGGUGGAAACUGGGGCCAAGGCACACAGAGUUACCCAGAGAUCAUAAUCACAGGACAUGCUGAUGGGUCGAUCAAAUUUUGGGAUGCUUCAGCAUUAAUGCUUCAAGUGCUGUACAAGCUGAAGACUGCCAAGGUGUUUGAGAGGGCUCGUGGUAAAGAAGAGAAGCCGAGCACAGAUAUCGUAGACGAGGACCCAUUUGCCAUCCAGACCUUGUCCUGGUGCCCUGAGAGCAGGAUGCUCUGUGUGGCCGGAGUGUCAGCGCACGUUAUCGUCUAUAGAUUCAGCAAGCAAGAAGUCACCACUGAAGUUGUGCAGCUCCUGGAGGUGCGGAUGCAGUGUGAGUUCAGCUGUGUGGACUCUCCUGAUCCUGGGGGGGAGCAGACUCCCACCCUACCAACCCCAGGAGCUUCCUCCAGCCCUCAGGAGACUGACCUGCCCACUCAGCACUCAACAGGCAGCAACUCCUCGGAUGGACACCGGGACAACCUACCCUGUCUGCAGGUGCGGAGCUCCCCGCUGAAGCAGUCUCCAGGCUACCAGGUGGAGCUGGUUAUCCAGCUGGUGUGGGUGAGCGGGGAGCCACCUCAGCAGAUCACCAGCCUGGCUAUCAACUCCUCAUAUGGCCUUGUUGUGUUUGGAAACAGCAACGGCCUGGGUGUGGUGGACUACCUCCAGAAAACUCUGCUCCUCAACAUGGGCACCCCCGAGCUGUACAGCCCAUCUGACCCCUACCAGAGGCAGCCCUGCUCCCCACGCAAAGCUCGGCAGCUCUCUGGAGACAAACCAAAUGGGACAUCUUACAUGUCCAGGCUUUCUUACUUGUAUACUGAGUCUGUGAAAAAACUACGCUCACCUCACCUCAGACUUAGCGAGUCCAAUGAUGGAUCCAACACGACAGAGGACCGCUGCAAAUCACCUACUUCAGGAUCUACCUCACCAUGCAAUUCAGAUGAUGAACGAAAACAGAAGUUCAUUGAGAAGGUGAAGUUCAAAGGCAGACGCUUUUCCAAGACGGUUGCCAAUGACUUUGCCAAGAUGUCUCGGAAAAUUAGCCAGACUAGUGAGCAAAAGCCAGACCUGGAGGAGGGCUUCCAACGAUGGUGCUCUCUCACAUAUAAGAGCAUUAAUUGUAUGAACAAAGGCCAGGCAGCGUCCAGGAUGAGCCAGAAGGCGGACGUAUGUAGAACUAAGUCAGCCCCUGACUCCCAUGCCAAGGACAACUCGUUCACCCGCUCGCGUAGUUCAAGUGUAACCAGCAUAGAGAGAGAAUCUCGAGAGGCCAUCUCCGCCUUUCUCUUCUGUGAGAGUUUUCCCAGGAAGACAGACAGCGUGCUCAGCCCCUGUCUGCUGGUGGGAACCACCCAGGGCUCUGUGAUGAUGGUGGCCCUCAGCCUGUCGCCCGGAGGGGACAGCAGGCUGCAGCAGCCGGUCGGCAUCUCCUCCUGCGGAACUCUAGUCAAACUGAAAGGAGGCAUUUUGACGAUGGCGCUGCUGGACUCCACUGCAACUCUGCUGCCCCCUUCCUAUGAGCCAUGGUAUGACCCAAACGCCUCAGAUGAAGAGAAGGAGAAGGAGAAGAGCCGGAGGCGCAGGCCAGCCUCCCCUCCCUCGUCACAGGAGGGUCCAGACCCCCAGUUCGCCGUGCUGUGUUCGGAGAAACAGGCCAAGGUGGUGGCCAUGCCCUCUCAAACCCGCAUCCACAAACACAACAUCACAGAGAGCUCCUUCUUGCUAAGGGCUGAUGUUGUGCUGAUGGCCGGAGAGAACUGCAUUGCCUGUUUCUGUGCUAAUGGGCAUAUCAUGACUCUGAGUUUACCCAGUCUACGGCCUCUGUUGGAUGUGAACUACCUGCCGCUGACGGACAUGCGGAUAGCCAGAACGUUCUGCUUCUCUAACUUAGGUCAAGCCCUGUACCUCACCUCUCCCACCGAGUUCCAGAGGAUCACCUACAGCCAGGAGACCUGCAACAACUUGCAGGAAAUGCUCAGUGAGUUAUUUACCCCUGUGGAGACACCAGAGGCUCCUAACAGAGGUUUUUUCAAAGGCCUUUUUGGUGGAGGAGCUCAGUCUCUGGACAGGGAGGACCUCUUUGGUGAAACAACUGCAGGUAAGGCCUCGCGCAGCCUGGCACAGCACAUCCCUGGCCCAGGCGGCAUGGAGGGCAUGAAGGGUGCCGCGUCCGGGGUUGUGGGCGACCUGGCCCGCGCCCGGAUAGCUCUGGACGAGAGAGGGCAGAAGCUGGGCGAGCUUGAUGAGAGAACGGCAGCCAUGAUGGCCAGCGCAGACUCCUUCUCCAGACACGCCCAUGAUAUGAUGCUGAAGUAUAAAGAUAAGAAGUGGUACCAGCUCUGAUGGCAGCGUGUGGAGCAUCGAACUCUGUUAUCACCAGUGUCUCCAUGGAGCUGCAGGUCCCUCUUCUUCUCUUCUCUAUUUCUGUCCACGUGGUGGUGGUGGUGGUGGGGGGGGAUUCUGCUUAACAGACCCAUGCUUUAAUUCUCAGCACAAUAUCAUACACUCUGCAUUACCUCAGUCAUCGGAGGACAGCUGAGGAGCAGACACUGGUGGACCCAGCGUAACGGGAACGGAGAAGAAAUGGAAGAAGAGAAGCUCUUCGGAAUCUCUCUUUUCAUUUCAGCAGCGAGCGCUGAUGUUCACGUAGCACCAGUCCGACGAACAGGAGAGAGAGAGAGAGAGGACCUUCCAUAUCCAUCCAUCAUGCGCUCAUAUAUAUCUCACAUAUAUAUCCACGCACCCUGCUGUUUUUGUUCUGAAGGAGGAAAGACUAUUCUGCAAAACAUGUACUUGUGGUGGCCUGAUUGCGAUCAUUCCCUCCCCUUCCUCUGCCCUUUAUGGUGUCUGCGAAACAUAGUGGACUCAAAUGAGGAGAAAAGUCUGAUGACCCCGUGUACUUCAAAAUCUAAUCAAGUCAAUGAAGUUGUACGUUUCUGUAGGAAUGAUUGUAUCAGUGAAGGACUUGUGUUCCUUUGUUUUGUCCCUUUCUUAAUUAUUUUUGUCAGUCUGUGUUUGUCCUUUUUUGUCCAGAAAGGGCCUUUCAAGCACUUAGAGCCGUGAUAAAAAAUGGACAGGGAGAAUAUGAAUCUUAUUGCCUCUCACUGAGUUAAGGGCUGGUAGUACACUAGUUCAUCACCGACCGAUCCUUUUAAGAGCAUUUUCCAACCAAGUUGUUUUAGGUGAGAGAGAUAAAUUAUGUGUUUUCUGAGAAGUCACUUUGGUUUUAUUUUUAAAAAUUCAGUUAUUUAUUGGAGCAGUUUAACAGAUAGGAAUUAAAUGAGUUUGUAUGUUGGGCAUUACAUUUUUUUUCUCCUCUGGUAGUAAAAUGAGCAAAAAUAAUGCUGAAAAUGUUUACCCCCGAUAACGAGUUUACAUCAAUCUAUCAGAAAAAUGAAGAGUUAUUACACUGGAGAACUCCUGAAGGUCUUUAUAUACUUCUAGCUUUCAUGGGGCUGUUGCUAUGUCACGUAUGAGAAGGAUGAUAAUGUUGAAGGGCAAGACAAAGAUUGUCCUUAAUGUAAUAAGCAUAAAUGUAUAUUUUGGUUACAAUUUUAAGUUUUUUGUGAUAAAGAUUUUAUCUAUACAUGAUUA
Hippoglossus stenolepis (Pacific halibut) is the source of this 5311-nucleotide messenger RNA. It is a transcript of the gene stxbp5b, whose product is annotated as syntaxin binding protein 5b (tomosyn). The transcript has 30 exons. Gene Ontology annotation, molecular function: GTPase activator activity; syntaxin binding; myosin II binding. Gene Ontology annotation, biological process: regulation of protein secretion; regulation of exocytosis. Gene Ontology annotation, cellular component: plasma membrane; cytoplasm; SNARE complex. Bases 416 to 4060 code for a protein of 1214 amino acids. Lineage: Eukaryota; Metazoa; Chordata; Actinopteri; Pleuronectiformes; Pleuronectidae. The record is from RefSeq and is a predicted model, not a curated record.